This is a messenger RNA of Tetrahymena thermophila SB210, 864 nucleotides long. RefSeq lists its product as hypothetical. The transcript is spliced from 3 exons. NCBI's taxonomy places the organism in Eukaryota, Ciliophora, Oligohymenophorea, Hymenostomatida, Tetrahymenidae. The record is from RefSeq and is a predicted model, not a curated record.
AAUAAUCAAAAAUUAAAAAUUUAAUUGAUAUUCGAAUAAUUUACACAAAUUAAUCUUAAAAUUAACAACAUUUCGAAGAUAAAAGCAAUGAAAUCAACAGGGAGAAUUUCUGACAUAAUACCAGGAAACAGGAGGACAGAAACAUCUCAUAAUUAAUCUAUAUAAGGAGAUUAAUUCUUAGGAGAUACUUAGUAGACCAUUUAAUCAAUAAAUUAAUAGACUAUAAACAAUAAUAAUAUAAAAAACAACUUAUAAAUGUAGAUGGAAACUGAUAGUAGAUUUAAAAUGAGUGAUAGUUAUUAGCAUUUAUUUAAGGAUAUUAAUAGCUAUUUAGAAGAAAUAAAAAAAUCAGCAGAGAAUAAUGAUGAUAUUUUAAAAGACAUGCAAUAGCAAAGUGAAAAAUUAGGAACAUGCAUAACUUACCUAAGAUAAUUUAUGUUUAUGCAUAAUAUCCACUUUGAUAAUUCGAAAUUUCUUAAUGAAUAAAAUUAACAAUCUGAAUAUGAAUCGAAUACAAAUUUAAGGAACACUAAUAAAUCAAAUACAAUUAAAUCUUAACAAAAAAUAAGAUAAUAAAAUACUGCCUUCUUUUCAAAAUCCAAAGCUUCAUAAGUAAUAAAUAAUCCAUCUACUUAAGAGCUUGUAUCUUAAAAAAGAGAUAAGUCUCCGAUAACAAAUACCAAUUAAUAAAAUUAUGUAGUAAACUAAACUAAUGAUUUGUAUCAGCAUUAAAAUUCAUAGUAAUCAUAAGCUAAUCCUCCUUCCAAAUUAUCAAAUAUGCUAAGCAGUAUAUUGUAAGAUAGGAAAUCAAAACCAAAUGCUAAUAACAGCAAAUCAGGAAUAAUAUCAACUAAAAAAGUAUGA